UCGACAGGCCCACCACCAUCAGGGCCACAAGGAAGAACGUGACAAAAGCCUUGCUCCAUUCACCCAGCGACGAGGCAACUGUCAAACUCGCGGAAGAAUCCCAUCAUUAUAAACUUUAUUUCUAAUCGAGAAAAAUCAAUUUUUCUCUUCUAUUUUUAUUAAAAAAAAAUUUUCCAUCCCUCCCUCGAAAAAAAAAAAAAAAUAAUUUAAAAUCCAUCAACAUGAGGGAAAUUGUUCAUCUUCAAGCCGGUCAAUGUGGAAAUCAAAUUGGAGCCAAGUUUUGGGAAGUGAUCUCAGAGGAACAUGGUAUUGACCCAGUUGGAAUCUAUCACGGAGACAGUGACCUGCAACUCGAAAGAAUAUCUGUUUAUUACAAUGAGGCUUCUGUCGCCACAGCCCACAGUGGAGGGAAAUACGUACCCCGAGCAAUCCUCCUCGAUCUCGAACCAGGAACAAUGGACGCAGUACGCUCCGGUGCCUUUGGAAAACUCUUCCGUCCCGACAAUUUUGUCUUCGGUCAAUCAGGCGCCGGCAACAAUUGGGCCAAAGGUCACUACACCGAGGGAGCUGAACUAGUCGAUUCAGUUCUUGAUGUCGUUCGAAAGGAAUGUGAAAACUGCGACUGCCUCCAGGGUUUUCAAUUGACCCAUUCCCUCGGCGGUGGAACCGGUUCCGGAAUGGGAACACUUCUCAUCUCAAAGAUACGUGAAGAGUAUCCGGAUCGAAUUAUGAACACCUAUUCCGUCAUGCCAUCACCCAAAGUCUCCGAUACCGUAGUCGAACCCUACAACGCCACCUUAUCCGUUCAUCAACUCGUGGAGAACACUGACGAAACCUAUUGCAUUGACAACGAAGCCCUCUACGACAUUUGCUUCCGCACACUCAAGGUCUCGAAUCCAUCCUACGGUGAUUUGAAUCAUUUGGUGUCCCUAACGAUGUCGGGCGUCACUACCUGUCUCCGAUUUCCAGGACAAUUAAACGCUGAUCUUAGGAAAUUGGCCGUUAAUAUGGUUCCAUUUCCGCGAUUGCAUUUCUUCAUGCCUGGCUUUGCACCACUUACGUCGAGAUCAAUGCAACAGUACUCGGCUCUCUCGGUGCCUGAACUGACCCAACAGAUGUUUGAUGCGAAAAACAUGAUGGCGGCCUGCGAUCCAAGACAUGGGAGAUAUUUGACUGUAGCCGCUGUGUUUCGAGGUAGAAUGUCGAUGAAGGAGGUCGACGAGCAGAUGCUCAGUGUUCAAAAUAAGAACAGCUCCUAUUUCGUCGAAUGGAUACCUAACAAUGUGAAAACAGCCGUUUGCGACAUACCACCCAAGGGACUUAAGAUGUCAUCCACUUUUAUUGGAAAUACAACCGCAAUUCAGGAAUUAUUCAAGAGAAUUUCAGAGCAAUUCACCGCGAUGUUUAGAAGAAAGGCUUUCCUCCAUUGGUACACCGGGGAGGGAAUGGAUGAAAUGGAAUUCACUGAGGCUGAAUCGAACAUGAAUGAUCUCGUCUCUGAGUAUCAGCAGUAUCAGGAAGCAACCGCUGAGGAAGACUUUGAAGUCGAGGAGGGUGGUGAUGAUUUCGAAACAUGCGAACAAGAGUGAAAUGUUCAUGAAUUGUGAUUAGAAAUGCUUGGGCUAAAUUACAAAACGUACAAACGUCCUUUUAGGAAUUAUUAUCAAGGGACUAUCCUGGAGAAAUAGGACGGACUACCAAAGGGCAUCAACCAAAAAGACUUAAUUUGUACAUGAAGCAGCAGUACACGAAUACUAUUGGCUAAAAUGUUUAAACUAUUUUAAUAUUUUAAUUUUUAAUUUAUACUUUAGUAAUAAUUAGCUAAAACAAACGCGCAAUUGACAACAUCAGAAUUCUGAUUACCCUAAAAAUAAUGUGAGGGAAAUAAUUUUCCUUCAGACUACGAACAGAUAAUUCCAAAUGCGAACAGACAGAACAGACAGAAUACCAACUUUAAUAUUUGUUAAUUAAUUAAGUUUGCAAAUUGAGACUUCGAUAAAGAUUAAUUUUUUCAAACAUUUGUAUUUCAUUUUUAGAAAUAAUAAAGAAUUCUUGGAAUUUUA
Molecule: messenger RNA, 2063 nt
Organism: Leptopilina heterotoma
Lineage: Eukaryota; Metazoa; Arthropoda; Insecta; Hymenoptera; Figitidae
Product: tubulin beta chain-like
Exons: 3
Coding region: 222-1589 (455 amino acids)
Biological process (GO): mitotic cell cycle; microtubule cytoskeleton organization
Cellular component (GO): cytoplasm; microtubule
Molecular function (GO): GTPase activity; GTP binding; structural constituent of cytoskeleton
Source: RefSeq, a predicted model, not a curated record